This is a messenger RNA of Neospora caninum, 1557 nucleotides long. Its product is annotated as putative phosphoenolpyruvate carboxykinase. The record is from RefSeq and is a predicted model, not a curated record. The coding region runs from base 1 to 1557 and encodes 518 amino acids. The transcript is spliced from 7 exons. Gene Ontology annotation, biological process: gluconeogenesis. Gene Ontology annotation, molecular function: ATP binding; phosphoenolpyruvate carboxykinase (ATP) activity. Gene Ontology annotation, cellular component: cytosol. Lineage: Eukaryota; Apicomplexa; Conoidasida; Eucoccidiorida; Sarcocystidae.
AUGGCCACCCCUUCCGCACAGGAUGCUCUGACGGCGGAGGACCUGCUCGCUGUGCGACGGAAGCUGGAGCAACAUCUGGCUCAUCACGCGCACCAAGUGUCUUCACUCACGAAGAAAGAUGUCCUCGACUUGGGCCAACUACAGCACGAGGUUCACGUGGAGGACGAGUGCCGUGCAAAAAGGCUGUUUGUAGUCGACGGCUUUGCAGGGGCUGAUCCGGAAUAUCGGAUCAAAGUACGCAUGAUCGCUACUCGGGCGUAUCACGCGCUAUUCAUGCAAAACAUUCUCCUGACUCCGACAGUUUCGGAGCUCCAAACUUUCGAGCCCGAUUUCACGAUUUAUAACGCCGGCCUGUUUUCGGCGAACCGCUUCGCAGAGGGCGUCAGCAGUCAGACAUCCGUCGCACUUCAUCUAGGGCGAGGGGAGAUGGUCAUUCUCGGGACCCAGUACGCAGGCGAGCUCCAUAAAGGCAUUUUUACCUAUAUGAAUUACGUCAUGCCCGCGAAGGGUGUCUUGCCCCUACAUGCAUCUUGUAUUGUUGGGAGCGCGAAAAGCAACAAUGACGUCACCAUGCUCCUCGGACUGACCGCGACGGGAAAGACAGCCCUUGUAGCCACAACGGCGGGGCAGCUCCUAGCAGACGAUGAAGUCCUGUGGACGCCUAACGGCGUGUCAGGCGUCCUCGGAGGCUGCUAUGUUCGCUGUAAAGACAUAGAUACGGAUCCCUGUCAGACCUUUGUGGAGGCCAUGGUUUACGGGAGUGUCAUGGAGAAUGUUGUCUUGGACAAGGCGACACGGCAAGUGUACUUCUACGACACGACUCUCACGGAUAAUACACGCUGUACUUAUCCAUUAGCGUAUUUGGAGCGCGGCAUGAAAGGUCUCCCUUCCGUCUGCCUCCAUCCCAAGCAUUUCAUCAUGUUGGUAAACGACACCUUCGGUGUAUUUCCUCCCGUCGCUCGCCUCUCUCUCCGCCAGGCUAUCUUUUAUUUCCUGAGUGGAUUCACCUGCAAAGAAGCGACGGUCGAAAAGGGAAGUAACGGGACGGUGCCCGAGCUCCAGCGGCGCAUCGUCACUUUCUCGGCCUGCUCAGGUUGCCCCUUCCUGCCGCUCCACCCCACAGUCUACAGCGGCAUUCUGGAAGAAAAAAUCCGACAACACGCCACUACCGUGUGGCUGAUGAACACCGGCUGGGUGGGAGGUCCAGCUUACGGCAUCUCAAGUUCGACUGGCGAAAAAGUGCCGCUUGAGAUCUCACGGCGCAUCGUCAAUGCGAUCCACGACGGCACAAUGAACGAGUGUCCUUUUAAGGCACUGCCUGUGUUCGAUCUGGAAAUCCCUGUCGCUUUCGGUGGCGUCCCGGAAGAGAUGCUCUCGCCUCUGCAGGCGUGGACAAGGAGGACGGGAGAUCCGACCAAGUUCGAGAGUGAAGCGCGGCAUGUCGCCAGUUUGUUUGUUGAUAAUUUCAAGCAGUUUGAAGGGAGCGUUUCCUCUGAGGUCGCUUCCGUUCUCACGAGUGCCCCGCACGCCAACGGCACCCCCAGCCCGCUUUCGUAG